Messenger RNA from Anopheles maculipalpis, 2322 nucleotides. It is a transcript of the gene Naglu, whose product is annotated as alpha-N-acetylglucosaminidase. The coding region runs from base 1 to 2322 and encodes 773 amino acids. The transcript has 4 exons. Lineage: Eukaryota; Metazoa; Arthropoda; Insecta; Diptera; Culicidae. The record is from RefSeq and is a predicted model, not a curated record.
AUGAAGACAGUUUUGGUGGUGAUAUUCGCACGAUUGGUGAUAGGAUAUGGCGUUGAAACAGAGGACUACGCCGCACACAUUUUGCGGCACGUGAAACCCCAAGUGUCGGAGAAAACACAGGAACAAGCAGCACUGGAAGUUAUUGCACGGAUCUUGCCCGAACAGCAGGCGCAACAGUUUCGUGUACGAGUCGAUAGUACGAUGGAAAGAAAUUCGUUUCAUGUGUUUAAAGGUGAAGAAGCCUCGGAUCCUACCGUAGUACAGAUCACAGCAUCUAGUGGCGUUGCAGCUACAAAAGCAUUCUACCAUUAUCUGCGAUACUGGUGCCGCGUGUUGGUGGCUUGGGAAGGUAGUCAGUUGAAUCUGCCACCUGAAUUUCCAACGGUUAAUGUGAGCGUUAAGGCACCAAGCAGUAUCGUGUACUAUCAGAACGUGUGUACCUGGUCCUACACCUUCACCUGGUGGAGUUGGCCACAAUGGCGCAAACACAUCGACUGGAUGGCGCUCCAGGGCAUAACGCUCAGCUUAGCCCCAUUCCAGGAGGAUCUCUGGACCGAGGUAUAUCUCCACUACAAUCUCACCCGCGCCCAGAUCGAUGAUCAUCUUUCCGGACCCGGAUUCUUUGCCUGGCAGCGGAUGGGCAACAUCCGUGGUUGGGGUGGACCAUUAACCACGAACUUCACCCAAUUUGCUCGCACCCUGCAACUGCGCACAGUAUCCGAAAUGCGUCGACUUGGGAUGGCUGUAGCAUUGCCAGCUUUCGCUGGACAUUUACCCGUACAGUUCCGUACGCUGUACCCUAACGUAUCAUUCGCCAACGUUUCCGUGUGGAAUAACUUCCCGCCGCAGUACGCUAGUCCGCUGUUUCUUGAUCCCACCGAGUCACUGUUCGCGGAGAUUGGAUCACGUUUUCUGCAGCGUGCCAUCGCUACGUACGGUACCGAUCAUGUGUACUUUAGUGAUCCGUUUAACGAAAUUAAUCCCGCUCAAACGGGUGGCCGGUACUUGUCGAGUGUGUCCGAGGCAAUUUACAGCACAAUGACACAAGUCGAUCCGGACGCUAUCUGGCUGCUGCAGGGCUGGAUGUUUGUGAAGAAUCCGUUCUGGAGUGAUCGUGCUAUCAGGUCGUUCCUGUCGGCUGUUCCGCUUGGUCGGAUGCUUGUGCUGGAUUUACAGUCGGAACAGUAUCCUCAGUACGUGCGGACUGCGUCGUACGCUGGACAACCGUUUAUCUGGUGCAUGUUGAGCAACUUUGGAGGAACUCUCGGGAUGCUUGGUUCGGUUGAGAAUGUUCAUCGAGGUAUUCGGGAGGCAAGAAGUAAUGGGUCGUACACACUGCUCGGUACAGGGAUCACACCCGAAGGAAUCAAUCAAAACUAUGCACUGUACGAGUUUGCCCUUGAGAUGGGAUGGAAUGAUGAGCUGGACAGCACGGGGAAAUGGUUCGACGAGUAUGCUGAGGCUCGCUAUUGGAAUGAUACUGGAGAUGGGUUGGAAAAAGCACAACAAGCGUGGAACAUCUUCCGUUGUACGGUGUAUGCGUUCGAGGGUUUGGAGCUUAUGCGUGGAAAGUACACCUUUAACCGUCGUCCAAGCUCUAAAAUCAAACCUUGGGUAUGGUACAACGUGUCCACCUUCAAUCAAGGAGUGGAUCUACUCUUAUCCUUCGCUGAAGAAUCUUCUUGCAAUCAACUGUGCCAGUAUGAUAUCGUCGAUGUAACUCGCCAGUGUCUUCAAAACGUAGCUGACGCACUCUACAUAACGCUGAUGGAUAACUUCAAGAAGCGCAAUAUUAUGCUAUUCCGUAAACACUCUUUACUGUUUCAACAAUUACUAGCCGAUCUCGAUCAGCUUCUACUAACUAACAAGCGCUUUCUGCUAGGACCGUGGCUUGAAUCAGCCAAAUCGUUUGGCGAAACCAACCUCGAGCGCCACAAGUACGAGUAUAAUGCACGCAUCCAGAUCACUCUGUGGGGUCCCCAGGGACAGAUUGUUGACUACGCCAACAAGCAGUGGGCCGGCAUGGUGCAAGUCUUUUUCCUCGCACGGUGGCGUGUGUUUUUCAACGAGCUGGAUCAAGCGCUCGUCUCGAACGGGACGAUAAAUGAUUUGAAGAUACGGGAAAAAAUAUUUCGUACCGUUGAGCUACCGUUCGUAACGGACAGAAAGAGGUACGCCACGCAACCGGUGGGGAAUCCAUUGGGCAUUGCAAGAAUAUUGUACGAGCGGUGGACGAAAAUUGUGCCGACUUUGAAGGAAGUACCAGUAAAUCCUGCUCGUCGAAAAUCGGAGAAACGCCGACGUAAUAAAUGGUUUGAUUAA